CCAAAAGCACACAGCAAUAAGUUUCCAGCAGCGAGCAGUGCGCUCCGCAGAUCGCUUCUCCGCCGAUUGUCGUGAAAACCAGCUCCCAGCCCUCUCCCGGCGAAAGGAAAUGAAGAGGAGGCUGCAUAAGAAGUACUUGGUAUUAAUUCUGGCUUAUUCAGGUCUACUUUUGCUAAUCCCGUACGUUUUAGAUUACCGGGAUAAAUCGGCACAGAAUGCCAAACUGCCGCAGCAGCAGCCCAGAUGCCCAGACCUGGAAAACACGGUGGCGCUCCUCUGGGAUAACGGCUACAAAGCCAACGGCAGCGAAGCGGCGGAGAGCCCGGCGGCGAACAGGAGCCUGUCUCGGACCCACAUCUACCUGCAUGCCACCUGGAGGACCGGCUCGUCGUUUCUGGGGGAGCUGUUCAACCAGCACCCGGACGUUUUCUACCUGUACGAGCCCAUGUGGCACAUCUGGCAGGCUCUGUACCCCGGGGAUGCGGGCAGCCUGCAGGGCGCGGUGCGGGACAUGAUGAGCUCCCUGUACCGCUGUGACUUCUCCGUCCUCAAACUGUACGCCGGCUCGCAGAACAUCACUACAUCCUUCAUAUUCGGCUGGAAAAUGAACAAGGUGAUCUGCUCCGAGCCGCUGUGCGAUGCGCACAGGCGCCACGAGAUCGGGCUGGUGAGAGAGGACCGGUGCGCCAAGUGCCAGAAAAGAGACCUGAGGGACCUGGAGAGGGAAUGCAGGAAGUAUCCGGUGAUGGUGAUCAAAGGGGUCCGCGUUUUGGACAUGAGCACCCUGGUUCCUCUCAUGAGGGACCCGGCGAUCAACCUGCAGAUCAUCCAGCUCUUCAGGGACCCGCGGGCUGUGCACAACUCGCGACUGAAGUCCAAACAGGCCCUGGUGAAGGAGAGCAUCCAGGUGCUGCGCAGCAAGAAGCAGAACGACAAAUACAAGCGGCUGCUGGUGCCCAGCAACAGGAUGAACCGGGCGGAGAGCUACGUUGCCAGCGCCAUGGAGCUCAUCUGCGACAACUGGCUCAGCGACAUGAUGCUGGUGAUAAACGCUCCCCCCUGGGUGAGGAGGAACUACCUGCGCCUUCGUUACGAAGAUCUGGUCCAGCAGCCCAUGGAGGAGCUGCAGAGGCUCUUCCGCUUCUCCAACCUCUCCAGCUUCCCCGCGCUGGAGAGGUUCGCGCUGAACAUGACGCACGGACAGGGCUACUCCUCGGAUAAACCUUUCCUCAUCUCAUCCAGGGACGCCAAGGAGGCGAUUUACGCGUGGAGGGAGCGGCUCAGUUUGGAUCAGAUCAGUCAGGUGGAGGCCUACUGCAGCGAAGUCAUGAGGCAGCUGGGCUACGAGAAAAACAGAGUGGAGAAAGCCACAUGAGGAACAGAAAUCACUGGGGGUUCUAAUCAAGGUUGAGGGGCAGAAGGUGGAAUAACAAAACAGCCUGCAGGAAUGCAGCCCACCAGGAGCUCUCAAGCGUGCCUCUGGGGUUGUUUUUAUCCUCACCCGAGCUGGGUCGAUGAACUGGAGACAUACUGAUACUGGAAGGGGGAGGAGGAGGAAAAAGAAGGGGGGAGAAAGAGCAGCCAAUCGGAUGUAGUUUGAUUUGAAACGGGGAGAAGGAAGCUUAUUUUCUCACCGCGCUGCCUGUUUGACACCAGCAGGGUCCGUGGAGACGGGGGAGCACAUGGGGAGGGGGAUAAAACAGACGGGGCUGGUUUGCGCUGCUGUUACUCAGGCUGACCUCUAUCCUUUUAGAAACACUAAUCUCCCCCUCAGAUCCUGUUUUAGCGACGGCCAUAAAAAAACCUGAGACGGGCAUUUCUCGGGACAUUAAUCCAGGCUGGCAGCAUCAGGUUCGCCUUUGCUUGUGCCACUGAUCCAUCCGGCACGUCACAGAGCACAGCACCAGACCCUUGAAUUACUGAUUUACUGAUAUUAAAACAGAGACAGGCUCACUAACAGAUCUAAUGCAGAGCUCUGAAAGAAGAAACUACAGUUUUUUUUUUUUGGAAUGAAAGAAAGGAAAGCCAAACGUAAGGAGUUACUGUUCCGCCCCCGGCCUCUCAGGAAUCCAGACAGCUGCAGAGCCCCACUGACAAAUCUCUCACAUGGGUGUGAAAUGUUCUAAUACACCACAAACUAUCCUGGAGAUCAUCAUCCGUCCUCCACCGGCGGACAUCUUCCUUUUUUAAUCCCCAAUGGUCCAAAACAGUCUCACAUGCUGUGAUGUCCCCAUGGAUGUGCUUGAGGGGUUUGGCAGCAUCGAUGUGUUCAACUUCAAAAGUUGGUUCUGUUUUCAUUAUUAUUUAACAUGAAUAUGUGUAAAAAAUGUGAAAGAAAAACUCUUUAAAUAUUUAAAAUUCAAAGAAAUUGUGUUACUGAUUGUAAUAAAUCUGUCAGUCAUGAUCUCUAUGAUCAACCCAGUUGAUUAUUGACCAGCAGAGCAGGGCAGUAAGUUUGGAACAUGAGCUGACUUUGUCCUGAAUGCUUCGCUCAGUUAAAAAUACAACUGGAGCGAAUCUUCAAGGGCAACCAGAAAACAUGUGACAUGCUCAAUCGUAGCCAAUCACAGCUAAUCAUUAUGUACAGUGCCUUGCAGAAGUUACCACAUGUGGUGUUUUCUCAUUUUAACAUCAGAGACCAACACAAAUUUUUGUGUAGAUCAAGAAGGGGGAAUUUUUUUUUUUUUUUUUUGUACCAAAAAAAAA
Cyprinodon tularosa is the source of this 2706-nucleotide messenger RNA. RefSeq names its product carbohydrate (N-acetylglucosamine 6-O) sulfotransferase 7 (gene chst7). Gene Ontology annotation, molecular function: N-acetylglucosamine 6-O-sulfotransferase activity; chondroitin 6-sulfotransferase activity. The transcript has 2 exons. Gene Ontology annotation, biological process: carbohydrate metabolic process; N-acetylglucosamine metabolic process. Gene Ontology annotation, cellular component: Golgi membrane. Lineage: Eukaryota; Metazoa; Chordata; Actinopteri; Cyprinodontiformes; Cyprinodontidae. Bases 110 to 1375 code for a protein of 421 amino acids. The record is from RefSeq and is a predicted model, not a curated record.